UCGACGAACAUGCUGUUGUCCUUGUUUGUGAUCAACAAGGCUGGGGGGGUGGUGUACCAACAAGACCUGAGUGCUGAAGCGCCCAAAAUCAGUAGCAAUGACCGUUUGCGCCUAGGCUCAACCUUCCACAGCAUCCACGCUAUCGCAGCAUUGGCGGCGCCAGUGGCGUCCAAAGGCAUUGUGUCGAUGGACACGGACUCGUUCCGGCUGCAGUGCUUUCAGACGCUGACAGGCACCAAGUUCUUCAUCACGGCGCUGCCAAACAUCUCCAGCGGCGACCUUGAGGCUGUGUUGCGCCAAAUCUACGAGUUGUACGCAGACUACGUGCUCAAGAACCCGUUCUACGAGCUGGAAAUGCCGAUUCGCUGCCACCUCUUUUACACCAACCUCCAACUGCUCGUCGACAAAGUCAAUACUUCGUCUACUAGACGUCCAUAUUAAGCAUUAACGUUACUCGUCAUUUUCCA
Messenger RNA from Aphanomyces astaci, 467 nucleotides. RefSeq lists its product as hypothetical. The record is from RefSeq and is a predicted model, not a curated record. Gene Ontology annotation, biological process: endoplasmic reticulum to Golgi vesicle-mediated transport. Gene Ontology annotation, cellular component: TRAPP complex. Lineage: Eukaryota; Oomycota; Saprolegniomycetes; Saprolegniales; Verrucalvaceae. Bases 10 to 441 code for a protein of 143 amino acids. The transcript has a single exon.